Messenger RNA from Austrofundulus limnaeus, 784 nucleotides. RefSeq names its product formin-like protein 20. The record is from RefSeq and is a predicted model, not a curated record. Lineage: Eukaryota; Metazoa; Chordata; Actinopteri; Cyprinodontiformes; Rivulidae. The transcript has 2 exons. The coding region runs from base 333 to 776 and encodes 147 amino acids.
AACCCGAUGGUCACCUGGAGAGGAGACCAGAGGACUGCCGGUCUCACCUGGACCUCUUAUUGGACCUGUAGUCGCUAACGUAGACCCUCAGCCUCCUGAUGGACCUGUAGUCUCUAACGUAGACCCUCAGUCUCCUGAUGGACCUGUAGUCUCUGACGUAGACCCUCAGCCUCCUGAUGGACCUUUAGUCUCUAACGUAGACCCUCAGUCUCCUGAUGGACCUGUAGUCUCUGAUGUAGACCCUCAGCUUCUUGAUGGACCUGUAGUCUCUGACGUAGACCCUCAGCCUCUUGAUGGACCUGUAGUCUCUAAUGUAGACCCUCAGCCUCCUGAUGGACCAAGUCUCUAACGUAGACCCUCAGCCUCCUGAUGGACCUGUAGUCUCUAACGUAGACCCUCAGCCUCCUGAUGGACUUGUAGUCUCUGACGUAGACCCUCAGCCUCUUGAUGGACCUGUAGUCUCUGACGUAGACCCUCAGCCUCUUGAUGGACCUGUAGUCUCUGACGUAGACCCUCAGCCUCCUGAUGGACCUGUAGUCUCUGAUGUAGACUCUCUGCCUCUUAUUGGACCUUUAGUCUCUGAUGUAGAUCCUCUGCCUCUUGAUGGACCUGUAGUCUCUAACGUAGACCCUCAGCCUCCUGAUGGACCUGUAGUCUCUGACUUAGACCCUCAGCCUCCUGAUGGACCUGUAGUCUCUAACGUAGACCCUCAGCCUCCUGAUGGACCUGUAGUCUCUAACGUAGACCCUCAGCCUCCUGCUGGACCAAGUCUCUAACGUAGACC